UCGGGCAGUUUUAGGCGGUAGGGUUUUGUUUCCUGGCAGUUCGUUUUGAUUUUCAGCUCAUAAAAAUGUGAAUAUUCGGCGGAAUAAGACCUUCGGGCUCCGGCAGCGUCUGUUUCAGCGUGUUAAUGGAGCCGGACUGUAAAUCCGCCGCCGCGGAGCGAGAAAAGGAGGUGGUGACGGUGCCCUCUAGGGGCAGGACGAUGUCCGACAGCGCGUCUCUGACCUCCUAUGCUGAUUAUCCUGCUGGCCGACCUUUCAUCAACACCCGCUUACCGCGCUCGCCAAGACCUGUUAGAGCUUUUCCAGAGAGCAGCAGCGGAGCAAUCCUCUCUGCUCUGAAGAACCUGCAGGAGAAGAUCCGCAGGCUGGAACUAGAGCGGACUUUAGCGGAGCAGAACCUGCAGAAGCUCUCGCGAGAAAGCUCUCACACCCAGAGUGUUCUGGAGAGAGAGCGAGAGAGCAGCCACGCUGAGAGACCGAAGAACCAAGACCUGGUGUCUCAGUUGGCAGCAGCAGAGGCCAAGUGCUCUUUGUUAGAGAAGCAGCUGGAGUACAUGAAGAGGAUGGUGAGAAGCACUGAAUCUGACCGAACUGCUGUGCUCAAACGGCAGGUGCGUGUGCAGGAGUCGUCUGACCCGUCUGAUGUGCGUUUGAAGCUGGAGAAGCUGGACACGCUGGAGCAGGAGUACCAGAGACUGACCCUCACUCAGAACGCCGCAGAGGCCAAGAUCAGAGAGCUGGAGAGAAGACUGCAGGAGGAGGAGCACCAGCGGAAACUCGUACAGGACAAAGCAGCACAGUUACAGACAGGCCUGGAGGCCAAUCGGAUUCUGAUCGAGUCGGUAUCACCCCGCCCACACAAGUCCUCGAAGAAUAAAAAGAAGAAAGUAGCGUCAAAGAAGCCCCUGCAGCAGCAGUAUUCUCACGCGCAGCCGCAUUACAGGCUGAGUUUGGGGGACGUUCCUUUCGUGGCUGGAACGUCCACUGGAGCGAGUCACUCCGUCCGAGCGAACGUCCAGCACGUUCUCCACCUCUUGAAGCAGCAUAACCGGCAGCUGUGUAACGAGCGCGUGCUCGGAGACGGGAAAGGGCCUUCGGAACGUCAGUCGAGCAGUAGCUCCUCCUCUUCCUCCUCCUGCAGUGAAGAGCUCUCAGACCUGCUGCUGGCCUUACAGGACGAGUUUGGAACCAUGAGCUUCGAGCACCAGGAGCUGGGUAAGCAGAUCCAGGCGUGUCGAUCUGACCGGUUGAGGCAGGAUCUGGAGAGAGAGAUGGAGAACCUGGUGAAGAAGAUGGAGGGAAAAGGAGAACAGAUCGCCAAAGUCCGACGCCACCAGGCACUGAUGGAGAAGAUGAGGAAGCAGGCUCGUAGGCGGAGUCCUGGUGGCGGUGAGGUGAAGGUCACUACGACGGUGAGCACCCUAGGCCGUGGGGCCGAGCCGGUGAAGGUAAAGUCCAGACCAGGUGGACGCAGCAAAGACAGUCUGCGGCUGCUUCGGGACAUGCGCUCCCUACAGACGUCCUUACGCACUGACCAGGUGUCCUGGGACUACUGAAACUCGGACAACUACAACCAAUAAACUCUCUUUGGGAGACCA
Molecule: messenger RNA, 1598 nt
Organism: Pygocentrus nattereri (red-bellied piranha)
Lineage: Eukaryota; Metazoa; Chordata; Actinopteri; Characiformes; Serrasalmidae
Gene: cep57
Product: centrosomal protein 57
Exons: 10
Coding region: 126-1556 (476 amino acids)
Cellular component (GO): centrosome
Molecular function (GO): gamma-tubulin binding; identical protein binding; microtubule binding
Source: RefSeq, a predicted model, not a curated record